AUGAAGGAAGAACCGAUGCGUGGAGAAAAAAGAAAUGUACCUCAUCGCCAUUCCCUUCUUUUCCGAGUGCAAAUUAGAAAAAGAUUGAUAAGAAAUAUGAAUCACAACCAGCAAUCAAAUGAAGCUAAACACGAUGACGAAACUGCCCUCACAGAUUUUCUUGCCUCUUUAACAGACUACACCCCAACUAUUCCUGAUGAACUGGUGGAACAUUACUUAGCCAAAAGUGGGUUUCAUGUCCAGAUGUUCGAUUGUAGAAUAAGGCUAGUUGCAGUUGCCACUCAGAAGUUUGUAUCAGAGAUUGCUACUGAAGCUCUUCAGCAAUGCAAGGCAAGACCAGCACCCGUUGUGAGGGACAAAAAAGACAAGCAGCAAAAGGAUAAGCGUCUGAUUAUGAACAUGGAUGACCUGUCAAAGGCUCUUCAAGAGUAUGGAAUAAAUGCUAAGCAUCAAGAGUAUUUUGCGGAUAGCUCUUCAGCUGGAAUGGAAUCAGCUCAAAGAGAUGAAUGAUUUUGUUGAAAAAAAAAAAAUCAUUUCGUAGGGUUGUUUUAGCAUGAGUUUGUGUUUUCUAUCAAGUUUUAAAACAUAUGAUCCUAAAUUCCUAAUUGUUUAUGUUCUACAACAUGCUUUUACAUAUUUACAUUAUUCAUCAUUAAAACUCAAACAAAA
This is a messenger RNA of Lactuca saligna, 669 nucleotides long. NCBI's taxonomy places the organism in Eukaryota, Viridiplantae, Streptophyta, Magnoliopsida, Asterales, Asteraceae. The record is from the annotation of a GenBank genome assembly.